AUGUUUCCAUCGUGUUAUUCCAAGCAUAAGAAUGGCGCGUAUACAAAUACGCCUGUCACCAAGGUGGUCGCCGGCGUGUUUGCCGUGUAUAUGUUGCAUAUCUGCUGGGUCCUGAACGGAUUUGUAUACACAAAAGCCUGUAACACCAGCAAAAGUGACAAUUGCAUCACUCCGUAUCUCUCAAAACAUGCUCGGCUCAGCAUUUUUUCAACAGUAGAUCCCGGGGACGUGAAGGGACACAGCCUGAUACAUCAGCAGGAUGACUUUGAUUUCUACUCAAAAUUUGAGAGAACAGUGAAUGUGUCGCUCCCGGCGGAGGCCACCCAGAGCAAUGGGACCUUGUUUGCAGUCAUUUAUGUCCACGAUAGUGACGGGCCCCCCUGGGAGGACAGCCGGCAUGUGAGCUACGUCACAAGACUCACCUCCUUCACAACACCUCCUGCACCUGCGGUGGUGACUGCUGCACCGAAUGAGGAGACGGAGCAGGAGGAAGAGGAUGGGGAGCUGCAGAAGGCUUCUUCUCCUGGCUCGGUGCCCGCCGCUGCGGUCCCCGUCCUCCACUGGCACUCCCGUCUCUGCCUCAGCGUCAUGGCCGAGGGCUUCAGCUUCAAUAAGGGGGCCGUGCCCAGUGACAUCCGCCGACACAUGAAAGUGGUGGAAGAAGGGAAGAAGAAGAUGUAUCUACCCCUCAUGGUCGUAGAUGAGCUGCGGAUAAGACUCAGGGAUUUCAUUGAGAUCAACAAUUCUGUAGCUGAGGUCCACUUGACGUUGACGUAUGAAAACAUCUCCCUGAAGAAAUAUAGAUUAUGGAGCCAUUUAAGGGACGUGAUAUACUCUUUAAAACAAUUUGGAUUUACAGAGCAUCAAGUAGAUGAAAUCAAAGGUGUGAUCUCAGACACAAACCCAUAUGUGUUGGCUCUGACCAUUGCUGCAGCUGUAAUUAAUCUCCUGUGUGAGUUCCUUGCUAUUAAAAAUGACAUCAGCUUCUGGAGGAAGAAGACCACAAUGACGGGCAUGUCUAAAAGAUCAGUGGUGUGGCGCUGUUUCAGCACGCUGGUUAUUUUUCUGCACCUGGUGCAGGAGAAGGCCGGCUGGCUGCUCCUUGUCCCUGCUGGCAUGGGAGUGGUACUGGAGCUCUGGAAACUUAUAAAAGCCUUCAGCAUCCAGGAUGACAAGUUUGAGGAACCAGAGAGAGUGACCACAGGAUAUGAUUCUCAGGGAAUGAGAUUCCUGUCAUAUCUGCUUUGUCCGCUCUGCAUCAGUGGGGUGGCUUACUCCUGUCUGUACGUCAAGAAUAAAAGCUGGUCCUCUUGGCUUAUGGCCAGCCUUGUCACUGGAGUGUAUGCAUUCGGCUUCCUCUCUGGGUUCCCUCAGCUCUAUGUCAACUACAAGUUUCAGUCAAUUGAGCAUUUGCAGUCUUCAAUUUAUUUGUACAAGGGCACGAGUACCUUUCUUAACGACAUCCUCGGCACUGUUCUCAGCGUACCAACACACCCUUUGGCCUUCUUUAGAGAUGAUGUCACUUUCCUUCUUCACCUGUACCAGAGGAGAAUGUACCCCGUCAGGAAGACCAGAGGUCGAGAAUAUGGAGCGAGCUGUAGGCAGAGACUGAAAGGGAAAGCACAUGAGGAUUGAUCAUCCUCCCCUGGGGGUGGAGAAGGAGGCCAUUCCAAAGGAACCAAGGCAGUCAGACUAUUCCGAAUCUCGGAGGAAGUAUGACUGACUGACAUUAGAGGGUAGAAUUCAUUUCCUCAAACUCGCGUCGAUGCCUCUGACCUCCUGCCUUGUCUACUUGGAUGACGUUAGUUUUAUCCAGACACCCAAUUAACAUUCAGAUUACAAAUGUGAUAUAGCAUUGCUAGGGAAAAAUAAGCAAUUUUCAACUAAGUUCCAAAGUUGGUUUGACAACAAGGGUAUGUUUGUUUGAUAAAUUAUAUGUGUAUUUUGAGUGUUAAAUGAAUGUCCAAUGUAAAACUCACUGAACCCAAGUCGACAACGAUGACAGAGGACCGAGGAGAGCUCACGAGUUUGGAGGAAUGACUUUCACACAGAUAAACUGAAUAUCAUCUCUGUCCAGGAGAAACCUUGUAUCCCCCACUAUUUUAUUAUUAUUAUUAUUACUAUUUUACAUUCAUUCUUUAUUCACUAGAAAAUAUAAAUCAGUACUACUGGUCAGUCUCCAUGAGUAUAUGUGUAUGAUAAAUCAUUUAUUAACCAACUUUAAUAUUGAAAUGAUAAUUUAUUUGGAAAGUUUGUGAUUUAUGAAUUGAUAAGUAAACAAAGAAAACAAUGAGAAGUGGAGAAACAAGGUUUCUGCCUGACAGGUAAGAUAUGUAUGUAAGCUGCUUGCACCUACUGUGUAUUCCAGAACCCUUUUGCCCUUCUGUAGCAUGCUGAUCUGGAAUCAGUGUUUGCUUUGCCAUAACUGUAGCUCAAAAUUCAGGUAUGAUGAAUCUGUAAACACAGAAUAAUGGAGAUGUGUGAAGCAAGCGUAGCAAAAACGUAAUGUACAAUAAGAAAAAAGAAAAAAAAAACUGACACACAACAGCACGACACAUUUUGCCUGAUGUCUUGGACUUCUGAGAAAGCCUUGUUGCAGUCUUCCAUCAUUUAAUCUCCUGAAAGACACACUACUUUUGAAUGCAUUUAAUUUUGUGUCUGUGUUUAAUUUCACCAUGUUUGAAUUAGUUCAGGAAAUCUCUGGAAUUAGCACCAGCUGGUAACCCAGUUUAAAUUAUUGAUGCUUUGCUAAAUAGCUGAAGUGUCCUCACUUGAGGUUAUUUACAGGAUAUGAAGUGUUAUAGUAUCCAUUCUUUAGAACAUGGGUGGGGAUCCUAUGGCCCGUGAGGCCGUUUUAUCUGGCCCCAAUAUAAUUUUAAUGUUAUGCAAUUUCAUAUGAAAUAUGACAUCUUUUGUAAAGCAAUUUUAGAAAUUACAUUUGCAAUACAAUGGAGUUAUAUUUUCAGAAAAUUUGGCUGCCUUCAAUAUAGGCCUAGAGUGCAGGGGGAAAUCCUGGUUUGUGUUGAUAAUACGACCCCUGGAGGACUUCCUAAAUGUGAAGUGGCCCUUCGAAUUAAAAAGCCUCCCAACCCCUGCUUUAGAACAUGUACUGAGCACACAAACACCAAGGGGAAAUAACAUGCCAUUACUAUUUUACUUUUUUUCUACCAGUAUAACAAUGCUGCUACCUGAAUUCUUUGAGAAUGCAAAUUAGUCUUGCUUUUAAAUGAGGACAUCUGGAAUAUUUUUCAGGAAAAAGAACAUUUUGUCCUUUAUUAGUCUUUGUAAAUGUUGGUCUGUCUUAGCUGCCUGUGAGUGUUGUUCUUGCAUUCUUGCACUAAUGUUUUAUUCCUUUUUAAUAACAAU
Molecule: messenger RNA, 3366 nt
Organism: Engraulis encrasicolus (European anchovy)
Lineage: Eukaryota; Metazoa; Chordata; Actinopteri; Clupeiformes; Engraulidae
Product: lipid scramblase CLPTM1L-like
Exons: 17
Coding region: 1-1635 (544 amino acids)
Cellular component (GO): endomembrane system; membrane
Source: RefSeq, a predicted model, not a curated record